This is a messenger RNA of Lepisosteus oculatus (spotted gar), 1050 nucleotides long. RefSeq names its product acylphosphatase 2, muscle type (gene acyp2). NCBI's taxonomy places the organism in Eukaryota, Metazoa, Chordata, Actinopteri, Semionotiformes, Lepisosteidae. Gene Ontology annotation, molecular function: acylphosphatase activity. The record is from RefSeq and is a predicted model, not a curated record.
UGUGAAAUUAGCGCACUAGCGACACCCAGCUGGAGGGGAGCGCCAGGCACCAGCGCCGAUGCGGAGAGCCGUGUCCGGGCCGGGACUGAGGUGGACCUGGAGCCGUGCGCUUGUUCUAGCCGCACUUAUCCUGCUGGCAAUGUCUAACGACGUAGUCAGUACAGGAGCCAAGCUGGCUUCCGUAGAUUUCGAGGUAUUCGGCCGCGUUCAGGGAGUCUGCUUCAGAAUGUACACGGAGGAUGAAGGCCACAAGCUGGGGGUGACGGGCUGGGUGAAGAACACCCGGCAGGGGACCGUGAUCGGACAGGUGCAGGGCCCGCCCGACAAAGUCAAGGAAAUGAAGGUUUGGCUCAGCAAAGUGGGGAGUCCCGGCUCACGGAUCGACCGAGCUGUGUUCUCCAACGAGCGGGACAUCUCCAAGCUAGAGUACAAGGGCUUCAACACGCGAUACUGAGCCCAGCCUCUCCACCCAGAGCGCAGCAGACCAGGAGUCCAGAGGUUCAUCGUCCCUGGAAAAGUGCAUGAGUAUUCUUUAAUGAACAAGCCAAAAUCAUCAGCAGUCUUUAGUGUUACUUAAGCAAUCUUAUAUUUUACUCAUUGCACUCCCCAUUUAUUCUAAACUGAAGGAACCUUAAAGAAUUAAUCUAGGUGCCUUCUGUGCUUAAUAUCUGAGUGCCUGCUUUAUUAAAUCUCCACCCUCUAAUCUAUUCCAUGCACACUUGGACUAACAACAUCUAAUGUUACAGCUACCCUGUUAGAAGUCUGAAACAAGUAUGUAAAGCUGGUAGAGGAUUUCAAGGUUGUGUUUCCUAUUAAACUGAAUUUUUCCAAGUGUUUGUUGAUGUUAUUUAGGUCAGUUGAUUUUAGCCUGCGAUGAUAAGACUUAGAUUCUUCUUCUGCUCUGUUACUUAAUUUUUGUAAUCUUUUGUUUAUUUUUAGAUUAACAGCUGGUUUGUUUAAGACGUAUCCCAUUAUAUCUGUGGCAAACUGAGCAGGCCGGUAAUUCAACAAAAGCAAGCAGGAAAAUAAAUUUAAGACACUGGAACGUGA